Messenger RNA from Cynara cardunculus var. scolymus (artichoke), 1370 nucleotides. RefSeq names its product peroxisomal nicotinamide adenine dinucleotide carrier. The record is from RefSeq and is a predicted model, not a curated record. The transcript has 11 exons. Lineage: Eukaryota; Viridiplantae; Streptophyta; Magnoliopsida; Asterales; Asteraceae. Gene Ontology annotation, biological process: nucleotide transport; transmembrane transport. The coding region runs from base 264 to 1130 and encodes 288 amino acids.
AAACACGCACAAACACCAAAACACACACCCUUUCUCUCUCUAGAUCCUCCAAUUAUUUUAUCAAACGAGGAGAAGAGAGAGAGAGAGAGAGAGGGGAAGAGAUAUGUCUGACGCCUUAAUCAAUGGACUGGCCGGCGCCGGUGGUGGAAUCAUCGCUCAGCUUAUCACUUAUCCUCUCCAAACUCUAAUCAUAGGUAAACACGCGUCAACAAACCGAUAGAGAUCCCAAGAAAGAGAAGAAAAAGGCGGGGACUGUUGAACAGAUGUAUCAGGUUAUUCAACAAGAAGGGUGGGGUAGACUGUACGGUGGCUUGACGCCCUCGCUGGUUGGGACCGCAUGUUCGCAGGGUGUUUACUAUUAUUUCUAUCAAAUAUUCAGGAGCAAAGCUGAAGCUACUGCACUUAGACGUAAGAAGGAAGGAGCUGGAGAUGGAUCGGUUGGGAUGCUUUCAUCACUCAUGGUGGCUGCUAUGUCUGGGUGUGUGAAUGUGCUGCUGACAAAUCCUAUUUGGGUAGUAGUUACCCGUAUGCAGACCCACACAAAGAAAUCUCCAUUGAACCAGGUUCAACCUAUUGUUUCAGAACAUGCGAUUGUUGGUGGAAUUGAACCACCUCCCUAUGCAACUAGUCAUGCGGUUCAAGAAGUCUUUGAUGAAGCUGGAAUCUGGGGAUUCUGGAAAGGCGUUUUCCCGACAUUGGUUAUGGUCAGCAAUCCUUCCAUACAGUUUAUGCUGUAUGAGACCCUACUAAAGAAGUUGAAGCAGCGUCGUGCUUCGAGCCAGAGUAACAAAGGUGUAACUGCUUUAGAGGUUUUUUUGCUUGGGGCGUUGGCAAAACUUGGGGCUACGGUCGUAACUUAUCCUCUUUUAGUUGUAAAGUCGAGACUCCAAGCAAAGCAAGCGAUUGGGGUAGACAAAAAGCAUCAGUACAAAGGUACACUGGAUGCAAUUUUGAAGAUGAUACGUUACGAAGGGCUCCAUGGCUUCUACAAAGGAAUGAAUACAAAGAUAGUACAAAGCGUUCUUGCAGCAGCGGUUUUGUUCAUGGUAAAGGAAGAACUUGUGAAUGGAGCUCGAUGGCUGCUAUUGAAAGAUGCAGCUAACGCUGUUCAAUCAAAACCUUUACGAUGAUUCGAUUCCGGACGCAUCUCAAAAUAAUAGUCAGAUGUUUCUUAUAGAAAAAGAUUCAGAAGCAGAAAAUGUGGGCAUUUGAUAGAAAGAAUUAGUAAUGAUGAUUGUUACAUUUGAGUGUGUGGUGUAUUGUUUAGUGGAUAAAGCUUCAAGACAUUGUAAGGUAUUGGUGUAAUAUGUAUAAACUGGACGAUUGAUAUUGUGAGGAUAAUGUUGUAAUAGCCCCACCUUUCUUAUCCU